Eruca vesicaria subsp. sativa (arugula) is the source of this 417-nucleotide messenger RNA. NCBI's taxonomy places the organism in Eukaryota, Viridiplantae, Streptophyta, Magnoliopsida, Brassicales, Brassicaceae. The record is from the annotation of a GenBank genome assembly.
AUGGAGAUGACCAUUUAUGGGGAUUAUGAUAAGUUUAGAGGCCUAUAUAAACAAGACGGAAAAUGGGUGGAAAUCUUUCGGGCAACUAACACUCGAUUCAAUCUAACUGCUACACUCUAUACGCAAGUCCACAUCAUCGAUCGUCUGAACAAUCGGAUUUUCGUGGACUUCAAGAACAUCCAUGCAAUCCCUUACAUGGACCACAUGGACCAAAACUAUCCCAUAGUGAUCUUCAACACGGAAGCCCAUUUUGAUGACCCUAAAAAUCUAAGGAUGGUGUUUUACAUAAGGGAUAACAUUGAUAGUCGGAUAAAAUGUGUGGCAUCUGGUGAUAAUGCAUAUGCCUUCUGGGAUGCUCUUGAAAACAUGAGAGGUCGUGGACAUGUGAUUGUGGUUCUUAAGAUGUGGAGGGUCUAA